Messenger RNA from Ctenocephalides felis (cat flea), 408 nucleotides. RefSeq names its product lysosomal aspartic protease-like. Gene Ontology annotation, biological process: proteolysis. NCBI's taxonomy places the organism in Eukaryota, Metazoa, Arthropoda, Insecta, Siphonaptera, Pulicidae. The record is from RefSeq and is a predicted model, not a curated record. Gene Ontology annotation, molecular function: aspartic-type endopeptidase activity. Bases 1 to 408 code for a protein of 135 amino acids. The transcript has 4 exons.
AUGGAAAUCUUAAACGACAUAUUUAGUGUAAUUUUUGACACAGGUUCAUCAAACCUAUGGAUUCCUUCCAAACAGUGCCCAGACGCAAAUGUUGCUUGCUUCGUGCAUAACAAAUAUGACAGCACAAAGUCAUCCAAAUGCAUUAAAAACGGUGUCCAAGGCAUUGUCAAGAGAACGUUUACUGAAGCCAUGGUUGAAUCAGGAUUAGCAUUUGCUAUCGCAAAAUUUCAAGGUAUUCUCAGAUUGAGUUCUAGUCCCUUUUUCACCGAUAGUGUAGUACCAGUGUUCUACAACAUGAUGUGUCAAGAAUUACUUGAAAAACCCGUCUUUUCCUUUUAUCUCAACCGCGAUUCAUCUCUACCGUACUGUUUUCAGCGAAAACAGAUAAUACAUUGUAUUUUAAUUUGA